CUUAAAGUGUCAGGAUGGUGAAGAUGGGGUGAGAGUGAGAUCCGGCAGCACACAGCAUGGCAGCCAGACGGGUAUUCCACCUUCAGCCAUGCGAGAGUCCUCCAGCAGCGAUGUCCAGAAAUGGAUACUUCUUUGAAGAGACUGGUUACCUGAAGUGUGACACUGAUGAUGGCUGUGAUCCCAAAGAAGAGGAUGGAGGUGGAGGCGAGGAACUUUUUGACACUGUACACUCAUCCAUUGUUUCUGGAGAAAGCAUCAGGUUUUUUGUGAACGUCAAUUUGGAAGUCCCGCAAAGUGCUGCAGCAGAAAAUGAAAGUUCGGGCUGUGUAUUACUGCAUACGUCGAGAAAAUACCUGAAGUUAAAGAACUUUGAGGAGGAGGUGAGAGCUCACCGGGACCUGGAUGGCUUCCUUGCCAAAGCCAGCAUAAUCCUGGAUGAAACGGCGACCUCUCUGGACGAUGUGCUAAGGGAAAUGCUGAAGCACUUUGUGGAAGACCCGGAAAACGCCGAACCCACCUGCAACUUUGACAAAAUCAUGAGCACUUUAUUCACUGAUUCUGGCGCUCCUCGCGAAGGGAAUGUUCACCUCCUCUCAGAUACAAUUCAGGGGGUCACAGCGACAGCCACUGGGGUCCAGUAUCAGCAAUCCUGGCUCUGUAUUAUUUGCACUAUAAAGUCACUUCAGAGACGGCACGUUUGUAUCAGUCGACUGGAGAGGCCGCAGAACUGGGGAGAAAACUCCUGCGAAGUCAGAUUUGUUAUUUUAGUUCUGGCUCCUCCUAAAAUGAAAAGUACAAAGACCGCAUCAGAAGUUGGAAGGACAUUUGCAACAAUGUUUUCUGACAUUGCUUUUCGUCAGAAACUUUUAGAAACCAAAACGGAAGAGGAGUUUAAAGAGGCCCUAGUGCAUCAGAGACACCUCUUGACUAUUGUAAACAGACAUACAUCUGUAAAUGACAGCCACAAACUACACAGUCACAAACCAUUAAAGGAUCUGCUUCUUGUUCCAUCCACUGGGCAUCCCAGACAGAUGCAAGAAUUUUUCAAUGUGGGAAAGGGAAUUUUUGAUGACAUUGCGCGCAGGCUACCAGUAUACCCAUUGGAUUUUACAGACGGUAUUAUCGGAAAUAACAAGGCCAUCGGAAAGUACAUUACCACUAUGAUUUUCUUGUACUUUGCAUGCCUCCUGCCCUCAAUAGCCUUUGGCUCUUUGAACGAUGAAAGCACUGGAGGGGUGAUUGACGUGCAGAAGACGAUAGUUGGACAGUGCAUUGGAGGCGUCAUAUAUUCUCUCUUUUCUGGGCAGCCUUUGGUUGUUCUUUUAACCACUGCUCCAUUGGCACUCUAUAUCAAUGUUAUCCGAGGGAUCUGUGAUGACUACAGUCUGGAUUUUAAAGCUUUCUACGCCUGGACAGGGCUAUGGAAUAGCUGCUUUCUUAUCAUCUACUCUCUGUUUAAUUGUAGCUUGCUGAUGAAGCUUUUUAAGAGGUCUACAGAAGAAAUUAUAGCACUUUUCAUAUCCAUAACGUUUGUGCUGGAUGCACUUAAAGGGAUUACCAAAAUUUUUAAGAAAUAUUACCUGGACGCUCCUGACUCGCAUGCCGUUUCUGAGAAAGGAUCCAUGGAAACCUUGCCAAAUCUGAACAUUACCCCCGACACACUCUUUAGUUCGGCCUGGAACAGCUCACUCCUACAGAAUCACAGCCUAGAUCAUGACGGAGAGCAGCACGGGAGAGAAUCUGCGGUCCUCAGUCUCAUGCUGAUGUUUGGGACGCUGUGGCUGGGCCACACACUCUAUCAGUUUAAGAAGAGUCCUUACCUUCAUUCAAGAGUGCGUGAAAUGCUGUCAGACUGCGCAUUGCCGAUAUCGGUGCUGACCUUCUCUGUAGUGGGAUCCUAUUUCUUUAAAGAGAUAUACAUUGCCAAGUUUAACUACAUUCAGACGGAGAGCCUGUUUGUGCUGGCCCCAAUUGGAUCUCUGUCUAUGGGCUCAAUAACCAGUGCCAUGGGGCUGGGUUUCCUUCUAUCCAUGCUCUUCUUCAUAGAGCAGAACAUCGUAGCGUCCCUUACCAAUGCACCGGAGAACAGGUUAGUUAAAGGUACUGCGUACCACUGGGAUCUCCUACUUGUGGCUCUUAUUAACACGGGGCUGUCGGUUUUCGGGAUGCCAUGGAUACACGCAGCCUUUCCUCACUCUCCCAUGCAUGUCAGAGCAUUGGCCAAUGUGGAAGAACGAGUGGAACAUGGACACAUUUAUGAGACGAUUGUAAGUGUGAAGGAGACCCGGCUGACAUCUCUGAUAGCCAACGUCCUGGUUGGCCUCUCUCUCUUCCUCCUGCCUUAUCCAUUGCAGUGGAUCCCAAAACCUGUCCUGUAUGGCCUCUUCCUGUAUAUUGCCCUGACCUCCAUUGACGGCAGCCAACUCUUUGAGCGAGUGGCCCUUUUGUUGAAAGAGCAGACAGCCUACCCACCAACUCAUUACAUCAGAAGAGUCCCUCAAAGAAAGAUCCAUUACUUCACAGGGCUGCAAGUUCUCCAACUGCUGAUCCUCUGCGGGUUUGGAAUGUCGCCUCUCCCAUACAUGAAAAUGAUCUUUCCUCUCAUCAUGAUCGGAAUGAUCCCAAUCAGAUACAACCUGCUACCAAAAAUCAUUGAAUCAAAGUACCUGGAUGCCAUGGAUGCAGAGCACUAGAGUGGAUGGUCCUAGGAACUUGUGGAUUUUUGGCCAGAAAAAGUGUAGGUUGUUGGAGUCCUACAGUUGUGUGGAAUGUUUGACCAAAGCUGAAUCGAGUGACUCUUUAGAAUCCAAAAGCUGACAAGUUUACAUGAUGGCUACGGGAGACCCUAAAGAUGCCAUGCAGUGCUCUCAGCUUGUGUGUCAUCGUGCAAUUGUAAAGGGUUUCCUUGAUUCCUAGGUUUUUCUUCUUUAAUUUUUGAUGCAUUAUAUCGCAAAAGAACCAAAUUUAGAACUUCUAGGACUGAGACUAUCCUUGUGAAGGAUUUAAAAUGGUGAGGGGCCAAACAUUUUUUUUUUCUUUUUUCUCUCUCCAAUGAACCUUGCAAUAUAUAUAUAUUUUUUUUAAAUCGAUCUCAUUUGACAUGAGUGGACUACAGACGAAAAUCCAAGCGGCGCUGAAAGAGGACAUUUUUUUUUUUUUUUAAAUAUGUUGGAGAACUGAUGAGAACUUGUGUUUUUGGGUCCCUAACUCAUGACUGUCUCUGCUGAUCAACCAACCAAAAGUGUUCACAUGUACUUUUCUUUUAUAGUAGCUACUGCUAGAAAAAUUAUAGAGGUUAAGCUA
Molecule: messenger RNA, 3303 nt
Organism: Pelobates fuscus (common spadefoot toad)
Lineage: Eukaryota; Metazoa; Chordata; Amphibia; Anura; Pelobatidae
Gene: SLC4A11
Product: solute carrier family 4 member 11
Exons: 21
Coding region: 57-2693 (878 amino acids)
Biological process (GO): monoatomic ion homeostasis; monoatomic anion transport; transmembrane transport
Cellular component (GO): plasma membrane; basolateral plasma membrane
Molecular function (GO): solute:inorganic anion antiporter activity
Source: RefSeq, a predicted model, not a curated record